Limulus polyphemus (Atlantic horseshoe crab) is the source of this 970-nucleotide messenger RNA. It is a transcript of the gene strat, whose product is annotated as guanine nucleotide exchange factor MSS4-like. The transcript is spliced from 3 exons. Bases 152 to 646 code for a protein of 164 amino acids. NCBI's taxonomy places the organism in Eukaryota, Metazoa, Arthropoda, Merostomata, Xiphosura, Limulidae. Gene Ontology annotation, molecular function: guanyl-nucleotide exchange factor activity; zinc ion binding. The record is from RefSeq and is a predicted model, not a curated record. Gene Ontology annotation, biological process: small GTPase-mediated signal transduction; post-Golgi vesicle-mediated transport. Gene Ontology annotation, cellular component: cytosol; membrane.
AAUUUGUAGCCUAAUAUUAGCUAUCAGUGUCAUUAAGUAUUACCAGUGCUAUUCAGUAAUACUAGGCCCAAAUUAAAAUAAGUUAAAAGUGGAGUGUAAAAACGGGCAAUUGCGCUUAACUUAUAAAACUUAAGCAAUAAAACUACGGCAGAUGAAUUUUAAAACUAUGCACUUGUCGCCAUCAUUUAUUGAAAUUGAAUAUAUAAUAAUAUUACUACUGCUGACAAUGGAAAAAGAGACUUGUCAAAAACAAAAAGUAUCAGAAGGCAAAGCCUGUGAGGAGACGGACAUUGGAAGAAUACCUGACAUGCUUAAAGAAACAUUAACAUCAUCAAAAAAUGAAAGCACUGUUAUGUGUCAAAAAUGUCCAUCUAUAAUCUUAAAACCUGGCUUAGCUUCAACUACAAACAUUGAACAAUUUCUUCCAUUUAUGUACCAAGAGACAGCAAGUACUACACCUGAUGGUGAAACUGUCAAACAAUUUUGGUGUGUGGAUGACAUUUAUAGUUUUGAAAAUGUGGGAUUUAGUAGUACAGUUGGACAAAUCAAAUAUCUGACCUGUGCUGACUGUGAGAUUGGGCCUAUUGGCUGGCAUGAUCUUUUGACAAAGAAGUCCUAUAUUGCACCUAAUCGAGUGAAGUUGUGAAUGAAAAUGAGAUUGCUAUAAUCCAAAAAACCUUCUGUGUAAACAAUUUAUAUUCAAUGAGUUUACUUACAAAAAUAUCGUAGACUUUCUCAAUUUUAUUGCAUUGACAAAUAAGUUGUGUCUUACAUACACAGUUUAAUAAGCAGCUUCAAGAAUGUUAUUUGGUCAUUCCACCUUGUUAUUUAUGGCAACCAAAGUGUUUUUUAUAUAAACAUAUAAAAAAUUGAUAAUUUUAAACUAUUAACAAUUGAGAAGCUUUAAUUAAAUUUAUGUGGAAUACAUUGCUUGCUUCAAAUAAGUAUCAUUAAAAAAAAUUCCAUUUUU